AUUUACUGGUAAACACGGCCUGUCUAUGAGGAAUGAUUUAGAGAAUUAAGAUGUGAUAUUCAAAAAUUUCUUGGAGGCAACAAAACCAAACCAGUUGAGUUGAAGAUCACAUGAAGAUGAUGGAUGGAUGAAGAUGAAGCUGAAGACGAAGACGUCCAUACAACUAACAGUAACUGCACAAAUCCCUCCCUCCAUUGAUCUCCAUCUUUACACUCCGACUUACUUGACUCACCGACUGCUGAGUACUACACACUUCCACGUUUCCUCGCAGCUUUACCUCCCCCUUCCCCAUCCCGGAUUCCUACUCCUCCCACCACCCGCCAUUAGUUAACUCCUUCCUACGGCCCCCUUUUGCACCGCAGCAGAAAAAUAUGCCUCUGAUUAUCAAGUAUGACAAUAAGGCUGUGCUUGACACAGCAGCAUGGAUAUUCAAUAUUGUUACUUCUGUCGGAAUUAUUUUAGCCAACAAAGCAUUAAUGGCGUCAUAUGGAUUCACUUUUGCUACAACUUUAACUGGCCUACACUUUACUGCCACUACAGCAAUGACUUAUAUACUAAAAUGGCUUGGAUAUAUCCAGAGUUCUACGCUUCCGGUGUCAGACCUUAUCAAGUUUGUUUUGUUUGCAAAUUUUUCUAUUGUUGGAAUGAAUGUUAGCUUGAUGUGGAAUUCAGUGGGAUUCUAUCAGAUUGUGAAGCUGAGCAUGAUCCCUGUGUCAUGUUUUCUUGAAGUUGUUUUGGACAGUGUCCGGUAUUCAAGGGACACCAAGCUAAGCAUUCUAGUUGUUCUGUUGGGCGUUGCAAUCUGUACAGUCACCGAUGUGAGUGUUAAUGGCAAAGGUUUUCUUGCUGCUUUCGUAGCAGUUUGGAGCACAUCUCUACAGCAAUAUUAUGUUCAUCAUCUUCAGAAGAAGCAUUCAAUUGGUUCUUUCGACUUAUUGGGGCACACUGCACCACCCCAGGCUGCGUCGCUGCUGUUAGUUGGGCCCUUUUUGGAUUACUGGUUGACAGAUAAGAGGGUUGACUAUUAUCCAUUUACAUAUGCAUCACUGAUGUUUAUUGUGUUGUCUUGUGCCAUUGCUAUUGGAACCAAUCUAAGCCAGUUCAUCUGCAUAGGAAGAUUCACAGCAGUUUCGUUCCAAGUGCUCGGCCACAUGAAGACCAUUCUUGUCUUGAUAUUAGGAUUUGUCUUCUUUGGUAAAGAAGGACUUAACCUUCAUGUAGUCAUUGGCAUGAUUGUUGCAAUUCUUGGAAUGAUUUGGUAUGGCCAUGCUUCGUCUCAACCGGGCGGUAAAGAACGAAUUCCACAGCAGUUUAGCAGCAAGAUGGAAGAAGAAAUAGGGCUGGUAAAAUCGAAUGAGGUGAACGGGAAGGUGUAAACAGUUAAGUGAUUGUUUUAAGGUUCGAACAGUAGUCAAGAAUGCCUGUCUGUAUGUGUGUCCAUAUAUAAAAAUUGUGAUUCUUCCUGAUAAUAAUUAAAUCAGUGUUUGCUUACUUUU
This is a messenger RNA of Andrographis paniculata, 1496 nucleotides long. RefSeq names its product UDP-rhamnose/UDP-galactose transporter 4. The transcript is spliced from 6 exons. The record is from RefSeq and is a predicted model, not a curated record. Gene Ontology annotation, molecular function: antiporter activity; UDP-galactose transmembrane transporter activity. Lineage: Eukaryota; Viridiplantae; Streptophyta; Magnoliopsida; Lamiales; Acanthaceae. Gene Ontology annotation, cellular component: Golgi apparatus. The coding region runs from base 372 to 1376 and encodes 334 amino acids.